AUGACAUCAACAAGCCCCUCCAAAGCCAUUAUCAAGAAUGCUGACAUGUCGGAGGAGAUGCAACAACGAGCUAUCGACUGUGCCAAAGAUGCUAUGAAUCAAUUCACCAUUGAAAAGGACAUAGCUGCAUACCUUAAAAAGGAGUUCGACAAACUCUACAGCCCCACUUGGCACUGCAUUGUGGGUCGUAAUUUUGGCAGAGAUUCACGUGAGUGGAAUGCAGGCGAUGGUAACUUCACUCCACUCCACCGUGCUCACACGCACACUCUCUUAGCCUCACAUAUACAACCACUAGGCAGGUAUCGGGAGAGGGAGACAGGCGAAAGCAUGAACGGCUUAGACAAUUUACUUAACGACAAUGGAGGAAAGGGUGACAAAGGCAUCCAGGUGGUCGUUCGAUCUACUGAUAUGAAUGACGCACAGCAAACAGAAGCCGCGAAUAUCAUCGCGGAGGCGCUUACUAUUCAUUACAAAGAAACGCAGGUGGCCAAAAUGGUCAAAACGCACUUUGAUGAAAAAUAUGGACGAGCAUGGCAAUGUAUUGUAGGAAAACAUUUUGCAAGGUAUGUCUCUACCAGUUAA
Molecule: messenger RNA, 582 nt
Organism: Hydatigera taeniaeformis
Lineage: Eukaryota; Metazoa; Platyhelminthes; Cestoda; Cyclophyllidea; Taeniidae
Source: the annotation of a GenBank genome assembly